AUGUCUGAGAAGUUCUCUGACUUCUUUCCCCUUUCGACUGUAGGGCCGUACUGGGUGCCUCCCAUGAUCGCUCCUAGCACUCUGGCAAAUGUCUGGCUCGCCUUUACCGCUUCAAACACAAGUGGGCGGGCUUGCUACAUCGCGGCCGCGGUAGGCAUCUUCAGCAUCCUACCAAUAACAUUCUUUUUCAUGGAGCCAGGCAUCAACGGAGCAUCGAAGUGGAAGGUGCAAAGCCUGCUGAAAGACGAAGGCUUCUCUUUACCAGAAACGAGCAUAUUCAUGCCUUCGUCGGUGAAGCACGGCAGCACAAAGAGCUCGAGAAGCUGGGCGGAGAGGACUGACAUGAAGUCGUUGAUUCUCUUCUGGAGGAAAGUCAACAAUGUGCGGUGGGUGAUUGCUGGUCUUGCAGCGAUGUUGAGUGGUUAUGCUACACUCGUGCAGUGA
Messenger RNA from Saxophila tyrrhenica, 444 nucleotides. RefSeq lists its product as uncharacterized. NCBI's taxonomy places the organism in Eukaryota, Fungi, Ascomycota, Dothideomycetes, Mycosphaerellales, Extremaceae. The transcript has a single exon. The record is from RefSeq and is a predicted model, not a curated record. Bases 1 to 444 code for a protein of 147 amino acids.